CGGAACUUGUCAAUCUCUUUUUUGCAGUGACCCUUUUCCUCUACCCCCCACCUCGCUCAACCAUGGCAGACAUCAACGCGGUUGCAAAGCAGUUUACCAGCUUUUAUUAUUCUACCUUCGAUUCGGAUCGUGCGGGUUUGCGGAGCCUCUACCGGCCACAAUCUAUGCUUACCUGGGAGGGCACCCCGAUUCUUGGAGAUGCCGCCAUCGCUGAGAAGCUGGUUACUCUGCCAUUCCAGACGGUCCAGCACAAGGUCACCACUCUCGAUGCUCAGCCAUCUUCCCCCUCCGUUGCGAGCUUGAUCGUUAGCGUCACUGGAUUGCUCAUAGUCGACGAAGGCUCGAACCCCCUCCAGUUCAGCCAAGUUUUCCAGCUUAUACCGGAUGGCAGUAGCUACUACAUUUACAACGAUAUCUUCCGCCUCAACUAUGGUUAAGCCACCGCCACCACCCCAGGAGUUUCGCUCAUAGUUGUAGCUGUAGUCUGUUGUCCCUCCGCCGUCGAUGCAAUAAUACAUAAAGGAUUUUUUCACUUU
This is a messenger RNA of Phanerochaete carnosa HHB-10118-sp, 536 nucleotides long. RefSeq lists its product as uncharacterized. Bases 63 to 437 code for a protein of 124 amino acids. NCBI's taxonomy places the organism in Eukaryota, Fungi, Basidiomycota, Agaricomycetes, Polyporales, Phanerochaetaceae. The transcript has 5 exons. The record is from RefSeq and is a predicted model, not a curated record. Gene Ontology annotation, biological process: protein import into nucleus. Gene Ontology annotation, cellular component: nuclear pore central transport channel.